Molecule: messenger RNA, 1646 nt
Organism: Annulohypoxylon maeteangense
Lineage: Eukaryota; Fungi; Ascomycota; Sordariomycetes; Xylariales; Hypoxylaceae
Exons: 2
Coding region: 200-1435 (411 amino acids)
Cellular component (GO): cytosol
Molecular function (GO): glyoxylate reductase (NADPH) activity; NAD binding; hydroxypyruvate reductase [NAD(P)H] activity
Source: RefSeq, a predicted model, not a curated record
CCGCGUUGGUUCUUUGGGACCGUUUACCUUAUUCAUCUUCAACUCCAUCUUCCCCUCUUCUUUUCUUCCCCCUAAGAGAACUAUAUCCACCACCGCACACACUACCUUGGAAGUGUGCAUACACACGAAAACGCCUAAAAAUAAAUAAAAACGUAGACUGUACAUAAGAAUCUCAUACCAACCCAUCCCAUAAAACACCAUGGCGGAACCAACCAACACCCCAAUGCCAACGGCGCCGCCGACCCCGCGCUCCACCUCCCCCGCACCGGCGUUCACGCGACCUAGCAGCACGAUCUUGAGUCUUCCGAAGCCGAUCGGGAUGCCAACCUCGGGGCUAGCCACAACCAUUACCUUCGCCACACCCCUGCCCGUGCCAGGGGGUCCGCUGGGCUCCAAGCCCGUCGUCCUGCACAUCGGCGACCCCAUCCAGUAUAACCCGGAGACGUACACGGAGUUUACCACGCAAUUCGACGUCGUGCGCCCCUCCACCGAAGAGCGCCAACGGCCCGCAUUCAUGCAGGCGCUCAAGGACCGCCGCUGGGGCGACUUCUCCGCCAUAUUCCGCCCGUUCUGGGGUACCGGCGGGGAGAUGGGGGAUUGGGAUAAGGAGCUCGUGGGUUUGCUGCCGGAGAGCGUGAGGGUUUUCGCGAGCGCGGGGACGGGGUUCGAUUGGGCUGAUACGCAGCUUUUGGGCGAGAGAGGCAUCCUCUACUGCAACGGCGGUCUCGCCGCCGCCGAAGCCGUCUCCGACUUCGCUAUCGCCAUGAUCAUCAGCACCUUCCGCGCGCUCCCGUACUGCGUUUCCUCCGCCGCCGCCCCCUCUUCCUUUCAGCUCUGCCAUGCGAACGCCACCCAGCGCUCGCAUAACCUGCGCGGACGCGUGUUGGGUCUCGUUGGGCUCGGUAACAUCGGCCAGCAGAUCGCGGCGAAGGCGCGGCUCGCGUUUGGUAUGGAUGUUGCGUAUUUCGAUGUCGAGCGCAAGCCUGUCGCGCUGGAGCAGAAGUUGGGGGUGAGACAUACGGAUAGUUUGGAGGAGCUGCUCCGCGAGGCUGAUUGUGUGGUCUUGUGUACGCCGGGGGGUGCGGGGAAGUUGGUUCGUAGGGAGAGUUUGCAGUGGUUUAAGUACGGGGCUAGGUUGGUCAAUAUUGCGCGCGGUAGCUUGGUUGAUGAGGAAGCGCUGGCGGAGGCGUUGGAGCAGGGGAGACUGAGUAGUGUGGCGCUUGAUGUCCAUGCUGAGGAGCCGAAUGUCCACCCACGGUUGCUGAAGUUUGCGGGGGAUAGGGCGAUGUUGACGUGUCAUAAUGCUGGGGGCACGGUUGAGACGCAUGUCGGGUUCGAGGAGUUGGCGAUGCGGAAUAUUAUGGCGGUGUUGGGCGGUGGGCAGGCUGUUACGCCGGUCAAUUCUCAGUGGUUGAAGAGUAAGGUCGUGUCGUGAGGGUCAAGAUCCCGGGAUGAGAAAAGGUGGUGCGGGUGAGAGAGGAUUGAUAUUUACAUACAUGGCAAGCGGCAACGUGAUUACGGGAGUUGAUUUCUUUUUGGCGAGUGAGCAGGUAAGCAGGUAAAGGCAUAUGUUAACAUGAGAAAAUGAGAAAUGAGAUAGGGUUUACUCGGUUGGGAAAUACCCAUAGAUGGCAAAAAAGGAGAUC